AUGCUAGCUCACCGCGCUGCGAUCAGACAUUUCACUACGAGCCUGCCCCGAUGCAACACCGCAAGACCCCCGCCAUCCUACUUUACCCAUGAUUCCGGCCACCACGCUGCACAGACGCCGUCUUCCGGGCCCGGCAACCGGUCAAGAUCGCUAACAGACAUCGCAAUGGUCAUUGCCGUCGGCACACUGUGCUUCCUGGCCAUUGACAACUACCGAGCACGCUGCGAGCUGCAGGCCCAGGUCGAACAGGACCGCAUCAAGCUCGCAGAGACACAGGAGUUUCUGACCAGACAGACCAACGCUGCGCGGAAGAAAAGAGAGCUACAGAUACUCAACGAGAGAAAGACCACCAAGAUGCGGGAGAUGAAGCUCGCCUUGCACGUCGCGAUGCUGCGAGCACAACUACAAGACCACGGCAUCGAGCCGCGAUCCAUCGACGACUGCGUGCACGAGUACGCCCGCUCCGUCAAGAUGGACAACAGCAUUAGCAACGUCAGCGGAACUGCCCUAUGGAUCAACGACGACAAUUCGUUGAAAGGCCUUAUACCUAGCCCGAAAGAGUACGAGGAGCGCGGCCGCUGA
Torulaspora globosa is the source of this 582-nucleotide messenger RNA. RefSeq lists its product as uncharacterized. The coding region runs from base 1 to 582 and encodes 193 amino acids. The record is from RefSeq and is a predicted model, not a curated record. The transcript has a single exon. NCBI's taxonomy places the organism in Eukaryota, Fungi, Ascomycota, Saccharomycetes, Saccharomycetales, Saccharomycetaceae.